GUUCAUCCCGAGGCCUAGACCAACGUAACGUACUACGCAGCCCGGCUCACCGGCCUAUCACCGGAUUGUUGCGACAUAAGUAAUUGCCGGUUCUAUUGUGAUAAGCAGUAAUUUAUUAUUCAUUAUUGGACUAUGUUUGCUGCAAGACGUGCCUUCGUAACAGGGGCUCUGAGCGCCAAGAAUGUAGCCAGGCAAAAGCACACUCUGCCUGAGUUGCCCUACGACUACAGGGCACUGGAACCAGUCAUCUGUGCAGAAAUUAUGGAGCUUCAUCACAGUAAACAUCAUGCAACGUAUGUAAACAAUUUGAACAUUGCUGAGGAAAAAUUGAAGGAAGCUGUGAGUAAGGGUGACGUCAAUACCGAGAUUGCAUUGGCACCUGCGAUUAAGUUCAAUGGCGGUGGACAUUUGAAUCAUUCCAUCUUUUGGAACAAUUUGUCGCCCAAUGGUGGGAAACCAGAUGGUGCUCUCCUCAAGCAAAUUGAAAAGGAUUUCUCCAGUCUGGAAGAACUGAAGAAACGACUUUCGGAGGCCACUGUCGCCGUUCAAGGUUCUGGCUGGGGCUGGCUUGGGUACAACGCUAAAGAUAAAAGGUUGCAGAUUGCAGCCUGCGCUAAUCAAGAUCCUCUGCAUGCCACAACAGGACUUGUGCCACUGUUUGGUAUCGAUGUUUGGGAACACGCAUAUUAUCUCCAGUACAAGAAUGUCAGACCAGAGUAUGUCAAGGCGAUAUGGGACAUUGCAAAUUGGAAUGAUAUCAAUGACCGCUUCAAGAAAGCAGCUGGAUGUUAGACGUACUGCCCCAAGCAUUUAUAGUUUCUAGAAAGUCACUAGAGACUCAAGACGAUUGAGUACUGUCUUUGAAAUUAAAUAUCAUUAUCUCACUUUAUUACACAAUCGAAAUACUCCGGAUAUUUUAUUCAGUGUAAAUUACUUUAUACAUAAAAUUAUAUUCUAUUCAAAAAUUAA
Messenger RNA from Neodiprion virginianus, 969 nucleotides. RefSeq names its product superoxide dismutase [Mn], mitochondrial (gene Sod2). Gene Ontology annotation, molecular function: metal ion binding; superoxide dismutase activity. Bases 133 to 792 code for a protein of 219 amino acids. The record is from RefSeq and is a predicted model, not a curated record. Gene Ontology annotation, cellular component: mitochondrion. The transcript has 3 exons. Gene Ontology annotation, biological process: superoxide metabolic process. Lineage: Eukaryota; Metazoa; Arthropoda; Insecta; Hymenoptera; Diprionidae.